AUGAACAAAACUCACCCCCAGAGAAAUGGUGAUAUAGCUACUUUUGAGUCAACAAAGUCCUUCUCUGAAGAAAGAGACAGCUGCCAGCCGCGCGGUGCCCGCCUGGGGAGGCGAGUCUGGAUCCCUGCCCUGGCACUGCUCGUCCUCGCUGCCGCCGUGGGCUUGGCACUGGGGCUCCUGCCACGAGCACCAGUGAACCGCUUCUGUGCAGCCACCAAUAACAAAACAGGCUUCUUAUGUGAUGACAGAGUGACCUGCAUCCUGGCCAGACAGGUCUGUGACAAAGUCAGCCACUGCAGGAACGGAGAGGAUGAGGAGGAGAAACUCUGUGGUGACGUGCCACGCAGCCUUCCAGGGCACCUGGUUUUCCAGUGCAGUAGCCCCUUGUCCUGGGUCUACGCUGACCAGAGGUGCGACGGGCUGAACGACUGCGGAGACUGCUCGGACGAGGUGGGCGCCCUAGCUACCUGCNNCCCGUGCGGGUGGGAGUGGUGGAGCUGCAGCCCUGUGCUCUACGAGUACUGCUCCUGCGUGCCGCGGCGGCUGUGCCGGGACGGUGUCCAGCACUGCCUCGCCUGGUCGGAUGAGUUGCUCUGCACACCGUGA
Molecule: messenger RNA, 606 nt
Organism: Merops nubicus (carmine bee-eater)
Lineage: Eukaryota; Metazoa; Chordata; Aves; Coraciiformes; Meropidae
Gene: LDLRAD1
Product: low density lipoprotein receptor class A domain containing 1
Exons: 7
Coding region: 1-606 (201 amino acids)
Molecular function (GO): protein binding
Source: RefSeq, a predicted model, not a curated record